This is a messenger RNA of Cladophialophora immunda, 555 nucleotides long. RefSeq lists its product as uncharacterized. Lineage: Eukaryota; Fungi; Ascomycota; Eurotiomycetes; Chaetothyriales; Herpotrichiellaceae. The transcript has 2 exons. The record is from RefSeq and is a predicted model, not a curated record. Bases 1 to 555 code for a protein of 184 amino acids.
AUGCAAGAUCGACCCGAUAUCAGCGAAAGAUGCUUGACAAAAUCCUCCACCGCAGAAGCUUGGAACCUGGGACUCAUUACAGUAGCUGAGGAAGUCGAACGUUUCAAGAACAAGAAGCUGACUUCAUCUCAGAUACAUGGACCAGCAGAGGAGGUUGUACAAGUCUUCGAUUCACAUACAGCGACUCAGAAUAUCACAAUAGAUCGCAGCAAUGAAAGCCCAGCUUCAGUCGUAGAUCAAGGACAGAACUCUUCGAAUGCGCACCAACCACAGCCCAACACAGAGCCCCAGAUCCGUCCGACGCAGGACGACGGCGCGAACAAGUCGGAGCAUCGCAAGACUUUGCUGCACUCUAAAGGCAUCCUCCGUAAACGCUCAUUGAGUGACAGUGCACAUCAGCCUGGAAGCGGACUCGAAGCCGAAGGAGUGGGGCAAAGCGCUGAGUCCCAGCUAUCUUCGAAACCAAAUAUGCAGAGGCUUAUCCCACAUUUCGGCAAGACCAAGAGGGAAUACGAGGUAUCUAUGCCUGGUGGAAACACCCAAGGAACUCCGUAG